Hydractinia symbiolongicarpus is the source of this 2118-nucleotide messenger RNA. RefSeq names its product PR domain zinc finger protein 12-like. The transcript is spliced from 5 exons. Gene Ontology annotation, biological process: neurogenesis. The record is from RefSeq and is a predicted model, not a curated record. Lineage: Eukaryota; Metazoa; Cnidaria; Hydrozoa; Anthoathecata; Hydractiniidae. Gene Ontology annotation, molecular function: protein binding. Gene Ontology annotation, cellular component: nucleus. Bases 319 to 1284 code for a protein of 321 amino acids.
CAGUAAAUAAUUUUAUAACCAAAAUACAAUAAAAAUAAAUUUUUAUUCUCCCUGUGUUGUUUAGACAUUUACUUCUUACGCAUGCGCAUAAAUGUUAACACACAGGUGGUCGCACAAAAAAUAUAAAAAGUUGUACGCGGAUUUGUUAUCGAUAUUAAUUUCGAGGGCUGCAUAAUUGCGAUAAGGUUAAAUAUAGUCAUACCUGGCAGGCGAAAAAUAUAUUUAACACAAAAAAUAAAACGAUUUGUUAAAAAUAGAUAGCAAUCAUUUGAAAGGAGGGAAUUGUAUCCUAAAGAACUACCUUCAUUUUACCACGGAAUGGUACCGACAGAGCGAUUAGUGAACUCGUUUUCAGUUGAUGCGCUUAUAAGUAGUAAAGGUGUGAACACACAUGGAAUUACAGCUGAAGUAUUGCAAAAUUAUUUGUUCGGAAAAAAAAAAACAAUUUUCAAAGAUCCCACGACUUAUCAAGAUACUAUGGGCAACCUUAGUGCAAAUAAGUGUGUUUUAAACCCACUAACAGUAAAUUUACCGAACCAACUAAGAAUAGAGCCGUCUUCAAUACCUUGUCAACCAUUAGGCGUGUUUACUUCAGCAUGGGUAAAAAAAGGAACAAAGAUGGGUCCAUACACCGGCAAACUUUUCACUCCUGAUGUUCGAAACAGGUUUGAAGACUCGAGUUACAUGUGGGAGAUUUUUGACCGUAAUGGAGAGGUGAAUCACUUCAUAGAUGGAAAAGAUGAGUUAGACCGCAAUUGGAUGUGCUACGUACAAUGUGCUCGCAGUGAUCAAGAACAAAACCUUGAAAUCGUUCAGCAUGGGAAUGAGAAGAUAUUUUAUUACGCUUUGAAAGACAUACCACCAAACCAAGAGUUACUUGUGUGGUAUGGAAGCAAUGUUGAUAUGUUUCUAGGUAUACCGCAACAUCGACUACACUUCCCCUCGAAAUUACACCAAGUGCUUCCUGAAGACUGGGGUCACGGCGAAGUUUCUAGCAUCAGGACGAGGCUACACUGUACUGUCUGCAGAAGAGGCUUUAACUCACGAAGCAAUCUGCGUUCCCAUAUGAGAAUACAUACACUUGAAAAGCCGUUUCAUUGUAAAUACUGUAAAAAAUCAUUCAGCCAAUCGUCGACUCUUAGAAACCAUGUUAGACUUCAUACUGGAGAAAGACCAUACAGUUGCUCUGUGUGUAAGAUGGCAUACUCUCAACUUGCUGGUCUAAGAGCUCAUCAGAAAAGCGCAAGACAUCGUCCGCAAGGUAGAACAGUUUCCUCUCCCUAAAGAAAAAUGAAAAUACAGAGCACUUGUGAGAUGAGGAGGAGAGCUAUCUUGAAGUUGAAACGAAAAGUUGAAAUCAUAAUACAAUGAUAAUUGAAUACCCUGGGCUGUACUGUAAAAUAUGGCCUAGUUAGCUAAGCCUUCUUCGAGAAUAAUAGGAUGGAAUUUCUCACACAUACUUUUUUGAUUUCCCAGUAAAAAGAAUUAUGUUGGGUAUCUCUGGCGGAGUGAUUUGAGGUUUCGUGAGGCUUUAGCUAGCCAAUCAGCGCUACGAAUUUAAACCGGUUGAAAAUAGCUAUUAGUUAACAAUAAUCCGAUAACGGGCUUUAUAUAGCACGGUAUAACUUUUAACCUCAUAGCAACCAUCAUAACUACAAAUUUAAACAAAUAACAUUGCCAGAGAAUCGUUCAAACACAAACAUACAUACUCAAUAAUUGAGUAAAUCCAAAAUUUCGAAUCACUCCGCCAGAGAAACAACAAGAAAUGUUGAUUAUUUUUAAUUUCUUAUAUUUUGACCUCGGGUAAUAUUUUUCGGUAUAGAUAGACACCACAGUUCAUAUUGUAUUCGGUAACUUUUACCGUCAUAGCAACCAUAAAUGUAAACAAAUAACAUUGCUACAUACUUAAAAACUCAAAAAUCAUGUUGUAUUUCAUGUUCUUUUUACAUCUCCCUAACAGAAAAUUAAAACAAAAAACCCAACAAUUUUGGAUUUGGUAAAUUCGUAGGAGUGGUACAUCGCGUGACAUAUUUUAUAAAACAUAUUUCAUAUCCACAAAUCUUUGUAUUUGACAUUGACCGACUUGUCACCAGCAAUUGGAUUAACAACUUGAUCAGU